AUGAGCCGCAAGACGAGCUCGACUUCGAGCACCGAGGAUGCUGCGAGUGUGGGUGCUAGGGAGUGGAAGAAGCUGUUUCAGCAGAUUCAGUCUGGUGCACCGCCGACGAGGUCGUCCCACAGAUCUCUGGCUGCAGGGGAUACGAGCAGAGGUCGUGGUAGAGGGGGCAAGGCAUCUCGAGGUGGACAUCGUCACCCUUCUCAACCGCAACGAUACGACUCAUCCUCUCUUCUCCCACUGAUCCCUACCUCCUCAUCCGAUCCGCUCUCUCGGAUCCGUCAUCAGAUCCUCACCACACCACUACCACAUGACACCGUCCUGUCGCCAACCUCCACCAGCUACCGCAGCAUCGUCUGGAAACUCCUCCUCAACAUCUCGGACCUCGACAUCGCCUCCUACCUCUCCCUAGUCGCAAAGGGCAAAUCCCCUUCGCACGAAAAGAUCCGCAACGACACCUUCCGAACCUUGGCUACCGAUCAAGGCUUCAAGGAGCGGGUCAAGGAGGAGAAGCUCAUCAGACUUUUGGAUGCUUUCGUGUGGAAGUACCAUCGUGGUAACGAUGAUGACGAGCUGCUCGAUUCAUGCCUGGAAAUCCUCGAUCCCCCACUCUACACCCACCUGCGCUCGAAAAACCUCUCCGCCGAGAUCUACGCCUUCCCCUCCGUAAUGACCCUCUGCGCCUGCACACCCCCUCUCCCCGAAGUACUCCAACUCUGGGACUUCCUUCUCGCCUUCGGUGUCCACUACAACGUCCUCUGCAUCGUAGCACAACUCCACAUCAUACGUCAAGAUCUACUCGACAGUCAAAGCCCCAUGAAACUCCUCCGCAACCUCCCACCCCUCGACGCGAGGAAAAUCAUAAACGUAACCGUAACCCUCGCAAGAGACAUACCCCAAGAUCUGUUCGUUCAACUCGUCAAACAUCCCUAUCACCCAGACAGCGUUGUUGGCUUCACUUAG
Messenger RNA from Pseudozyma hubeiensis SY62, 960 nucleotides. RefSeq lists its product as hypothetical. Bases 1 to 960 code for a protein of 319 amino acids. Gene Ontology annotation, molecular function: GTPase activator activity. The transcript has 2 exons. The record is from RefSeq and is a predicted model, not a curated record. Gene Ontology annotation, biological process: activation of GTPase activity. Lineage: Eukaryota; Fungi; Basidiomycota; Ustilaginomycetes; Ustilaginales; Ustilaginaceae.